Anguilla anguilla (European eel) is the source of this 3857-nucleotide messenger RNA. RefSeq names its product synaptotagmin-5-like. Gene Ontology annotation, biological process: vesicle fusion; regulation of dopamine secretion; calcium-ion regulated exocytosis. Gene Ontology annotation, cellular component: axon; synapse. The transcript is spliced from 8 exons. The record is from RefSeq and is a predicted model, not a curated record. Gene Ontology annotation, molecular function: calcium ion binding; phosphatidylserine binding; SNARE binding. Bases 1182 to 2825 code for a protein of 547 amino acids. NCBI's taxonomy places the organism in Eukaryota, Metazoa, Chordata, Actinopteri, Anguilliformes, Anguillidae.
CUCAACCGGGAAGUCCAGGCCUUCUGCAGGAACAUCUUUGACCCGCCCAAGUCUGCCUAGCAACGAAGGAAACAAAAAGAAUGGCCAGAAACACCACAAUGGUUCCUAGAAGAUGAUGAUAGAGAUCUAAACCACAGAUCGCAGAAGAUGGUUGAUGACUGAGUGUGUGUUGUGACUCACUCCAAUGACGGGAAGCCAAACUGGUCAGCUAGACCUUUCUGUUAUCCUCUCCCUUACCAUCCUACCAGGAAGGAACCGGCUAUGACUCCAUGCUACCCGGGACUCUGAAAGCAACUGACUGGUUCCUCGUAAUCCGGUAGCUGCGUCUAUCCUGUGCAGGCUGCACAGAAGCAGGACUUCCUGCUUUGGAGAGGGAUGCAAAAAGGACAGAGCAAGGAGGGCUGCAGGAUAUCCAAACUGGGAGGCAAUUCUGGAUCUGCAAACCAACUCAGCAGUACCGGACACCCGUAGCCACUGGGGGGCCUGCAUCAUAACGAGGGGGGUGGAAAGCAAGUAAAAGGUUGCCUUCUGUGCUGGCUUUUCUUCAAGACUGGGAACUCUGUGUACAGCAUUCGAAAUCUUCAAGGAACAGAGGAGUGUGAUUUUGUGCCUCAACUCUUCCCCUACAGGAGUGAACUUCAAUCAGGAGGGGGUCACUGUGACAUUUUUCUGGUGCUUGGAUCUGAAAGGGACACAAGCACUAAAAGUAGAGAAGUCCUGUCUUCACCCUCAGGUUAGCAAAACCACAAAUAUACCAUCUUGAUUUCGAAAAAAAAAGCAUGAUUUUAUUGCUAUAAAAAAUGUGAUAGCGGUGGAAGUGAAAACACUUUGAGGAAGAGGUGUGGAGUAUCUGUAGAUCAAAAAGGAUACUGCUGGAAGCAGGGGAUGACACAAAGGCACAGGGAGAAUUCAUUGCUAGGUACAAAGCUAGUGAAUGCACGUCUAUGAGCCAGACAGCAAGGAAAGCCAUCAGCGGGAGUCAAAGAGAGGCAGGGCCUAGGACUCUAUGCAGUCACAAUGAGCCAGAGGUAGCAGGACUCUGUCCAUACGCGUGGUGUGGGCUGAGGAAUGGCGUGAGAGUGGCCCGCGCAAAGUGUGAAGAUACCCAGCAGUAGAAGGAGGCGGAGGCCACACUUCCCGUGCGAGGGGGGAUUCUCGGUGAAGCGCUGCCCGGCCUCGGCAUGCCUUACCGGGACGAGGAGUACCCCGGGCAGCCUCUGUGGCAGUCGGUCCUCUUCUUCUGCUGCAAGGGGAUGAUCGAGGGCAUCACCAUCCUGCUCUUCGCGUGGCUCCUGGUGCAGGUGCUGUUCAGCAAACACCUGGAAGUGCACCUGCAGGUCCUUCUGGGAGUGGGCCUGGCCGUCUUCUGCUUCUGCCUGAUUCUGGGCUGCGUUCUGUGCUGGCGGCGCGGGAAACCCCGCCCCCCCGAGGACAAAGAGGCGGCGAUGUCACUUCCUCCCCUGCCCGCCGAUCACGUGAACCUGGCCCUGAGCGGCUCCUCCCCCUUGGCCGUGACCGUCCCUGUCAAGCAGCAGUACGAGGAGCUGGAGGGGGACGUGCUCGAGUACCCCUCCCCCUACGGCUGCUCCUCCCCCUCCCCCUCCCCUCCCCCCUCCCCUUCUGAGGACGAUUUCGCCGCCCUGCCCAGCUCCCCGCGGCCCCGCGCCGCGUCCGAGCUCAACGAGCACCCGAAAUCCCACUUCCCCCUCCGCAGGCUCAGCACCCCCGCCGGCUCCUCCUACAAGCCGGCGGUCCACGGCCGGGCCUCCCUGCCCUCCCUGCCCAAGCUGGGCCUGGUGUCCAAGACGCGGCGGGCGCUGGAGCGGCGCUGCACGGUCACGGGCGACAGCUUCCUGGACGGCGAGCGCAGCCGGCUCCAGCCGAGCCCCGCCCCCGAGGGCUCGCCCUCCGCGCUCCGGUACGGCUCCGGCUCCUGCCGCAAGCCGCCGCUCCGCCUCCACUUCACCCUGCUCUUCUCGCCGGCGCGCGGCACGCUCACCGUCGCCGUCCUCGGCCUGCUGGGGGCCUCCCGCCGGCUGGGCGGGGUCUUCGUGCGCGCCUCCCUGCCCCCGCUCUGCCCCGCCCCCCUGCAGUCCGCCGCCCGGAGGCGGAGCCUCAGCCCCGAGUUCCAGAGCCAGACCUUCGUGCUGCAGGUGGGCUCGGUGGAGCAGCUCCGCGGCUGCGCGCUGCAGCUGGCCGUCUUCGCCCGCGACUUCUCCGGCCUGCGGGAGGCGCCGCUGGGAGACCUGGAGCUGCCCUGCGGGGAAAUAGACUGGGAGCCUGACUACGCCAUUGCUUUCACCAAGGAGCUCAGGCCAGCCAAGUACAAGCUGAGAAAGAGCCUGAGCUCCGUGGAUGCGCUGAGUCGGAAGGAGCCCGUCUGCGUUCCCCGGGUCCUGGGCCAGCUCUUCGUCCUGCUGCAGUAUCAGACGCUGGCCCAUCGCAUCAAGGUCAUGGUCCGCAAGGCCGAGAACCUGGCCAAGCUCACCAGAAUGCCCGGGGCACCAGACCACUAUGUGGUGAUAAACCUGCGUAAGAAGGGCGUAGUGAUUGGCACCAAGGAGACGAAGGGAGCCGGCGGGUACAAUGCCGUGUGGAACGCCCCUUUCUUGUUUGACCUACCACCUGGGGAUGUCAAUCAACUGCCCCUUGUCUUGGAGUUCAUUGUCAUGCAGGGGCGGAUUUACAAGAAGGGCAGCGUUCUGGGCCGCGUCCUGAUUGGCCGUGAGGCUCCAGAGACAGGGCAGACACACUGGAAGGACAUGUGCAGCCGGGGGCAGGUGGAGACAGCCCGCUGGCACGCCAUCCAGCCCGACUCACCUUAGAGCAGAAGGGAUAUCCUUGGACCCAUAGCUCCACCCACCAGAUUCAAUACCCCUCCCCCUACUCUUAAUAAUCUCUCCUUUCCCACAUAGGGAACCCUGAGCCAAAAGGGCGGGGGCUGGGGCAGGGCCGUGGAGAGGGCAAGGGGGCUGUGUCCUCUCCCACAGCGGGCCUGACCCCCCUAAAGCCAGACCCAGCCCUGAAGGUCCUGCCCGGUGAUCUCACAUCUAGAGACCUGCUGGCACGCAGAGGCCUGACAGUGUGCCAGGAAGCCAGGGGUACUCAGGUGAGGGACGCUGGUUGGAGGCAUGGGUGAUGCUCCGUAUCACACAGACCCACAGUGGUGUCUGCACUGUUGUGUCAUUGGGAGUCAGACAGAGCCAACUCUUCAGUCCAACUGUUGCAGCCCCAUUAUGUGUUUCACAUAGUGUACAUGAGUACAUACUUUUUAGGCAUGCUCUACAAACACACACACACACACACACACACCUUUGGAGACAGUUUUCCUUCCACCAAGGAAGGAAAACAAUAUCCUCCAAGAGAAAGAAUAGUUCCUGGGGGUCUGUUCCCUUCUCGUGGGCUGCAGUGUUAUCCAAACAAUCUGUUGACAGUCAUAGUCUUUAUAACUUUGUGAAGUAGAGUUUUUAGGUUGUGUUUUAUUGAGGUUCUCUAGCACUCAAGUGAUUUUAAAGAUUUGCACUUUAUUUUUCCCCCAAACAAUUGAAUUGUUCAUAAACAAUCAUCUUCAUAUCUCAUCUUCCAUCAUACUCUCCUUAUGGAGUCACAUCCUAAAACCCACAGGGUUGUCUAUCACAGUGGCAUGCAAAAAUUUUGGCACCCCUACUAAAAUUUGAAUGUUUUGAAAAGAAGUUAACACAACCUCUGCAUGGAGCGAACCUUAACAUGACAUUUCUGUAAAUUGUAACGCACAAUUAAUUUUAAUCUGCUGAAUUCAACAGACAAAAUGAAAUGCUAAAUGUGGCAUAUGCAGAAAUUUGGCCACCUUGUCAGUCAGUUCUUUGUCAUGUCUGCUU